CCUCCAUUCCAACAGGGAGUGGACAGUGCACAAGACCAUUGUAGCAAAUGUAGAAUUUGACCACAGACAUUUGAUCCAGCGUGAAUAGCUUCACGUAUGCAUUAACUAACAAUUAACAGAAAGAGCUUUUUCUGCGUCGGACGCUAUGGCGAGUGGUGACGACGUGAGGGGAAACGUGAAGAAAUACUAUGGCAGUCGACUGGAGUCUUCUGGUGACUUACAAACAAGUGCCACCGGCUGCAGUUUGUCCUCUGUCCGUGUCCCAAAACCUGUCAUCGACGCACUGAGCCUGGUUCACCCAGAGGUAAACAAAAGGUUCUUUGGAUGUGGCCUUCCGUUCCCAGCAAAGCUGGAGGGCUGCAGAGUGCUGGACCUCGGCAGCGGCUCCGGCAGAGACUGUUAUGCCUUCUCUAAACUUGUUGGCGAGAAUGGACAUGUGACUGGGCUCGACAUGACAGAGGAACUGGUGAACGCGUCUCGUCAGUACAUUGAUUAUCAUCAAAAGAAGUUUGGCUAUGAGAAGCCUAACGUCACUUUUGUGCACGGGUACAUGGAGAAGCUCAGUGACGCCGGCAUACAGAGUGACUCCAUGGAUGUUCUGUUAUCCAACUGUGUAAUCUGUCUUUGUCCUGAUAAGAGAGCCGUCCUACAGCAGGCCUACAAUGUCCUCAAGGAAGGAGGGGAAAUGUAUUUCAGUGACAUGUAUGCAAGCGCUGUUAUUCCUGACCACAUGAAGCAAGAUGAAGUCCUGUGGGGUGAAGGAAUGAGUGGUUCUCUGUUUUGGCAAGACCUAAUUUCAUUGGCCCACAGCGUAGGUUUCAGCACUCCACGCCUUUUUUCGGCGAGCCACAUUGUCGUCUACAACAGUGAACUCAAAGCAAAAGCUGGAGACAUCAGUUAUGCUUCAGGGACUUAUCGGCUCUUCAAGCUGCCCAAAACUACAGUCAUGUCACGGGCGUUGGUUACUUAUAAAGGAACUGUGCCAAGUUUCCCAGAUCAGCUGGACUUUGAUUCAACACAUUGCUUCAAGAAAGAUGUUGCAGUGGAGGUCGAUGGAGAGAUGGCAGUGAUCCUCCAGAGUUCCCGUUUUUUUCCUGAUUUCGAAAUUCAGACUUUGGAUAAACCAGAGUCCAGCUCAGAGUCAACAUCACAGUACUGCCACCUCAACCCAUUUGUGUUGGCUGACAAACGUGGAUCCUCUGUCACACAAUGCUCCAAAACAAGAAAAUGUAGUGACACAUGAAUGCAGCAUAAAGAAGACUGAGGACAGCUGCAAAGUAAAAUCUCAUACUCUGCCUUUGAAGGGCCAUUAGAGGAUAAUAAUUAGACCUUUUCUCUAUAAUUGCAUUCUUUACAUCAUUAAUAAUGUGAUACUAACAUAGUGCAUAGCUUGAAAUUUACAUCCUCACAUUACAUCAAUAAAGGUUAAUACUUUUGUAGCAAUGAUCCUUCAUGUUCUAUAGCUAUAGUCCAGCAAAAUUAAACUGAAAUCCCCAAAUCAUUCAUUCAAAGUUCAUAUCUUGCUCUUCAAAUGCUGCUUCAUGCCCCAUGAAGGUAUUUUCUGAUCUGAAAAGAUGAAGCUGUGACUAAGAACCUUCAGUAUUUCAGCAGAACUAGUUUCUUUAAUUACAGCAUGUAUGUAAUUAAGUGGUGACGCCAUAAACUCCCCAUUUAAAACACAGGAGCUUCACAUUAUAAAACCUACUGUCCAAUGAUUUAACAACCUGCUAGUAGUUAUACAGUUAUAUAAAAGGAUACUGUCUAUAGCGAUGUGUGGCCACUAGGUAUGGCAAUGUUUCAGGUUUGUACAUGGGGCAGUAAACAAGGUUUUAAAAUGUCUUAAACCCUUUCCAUACCACAAUUCAAGUGGAUUUGUUCAAGUGUAAUAAAACUAAAUUCUUGUUGUCACAAGGUGGCAUGCAUGUAUGUGUCACAGAUUUGACCCUGUACAGUUAUAUUAACUGAAUAUGUGCAAAUGAAAUUACAAAUAUGUUCUGAUCUGUAUAAAAGCCAGUUAUAAAACACA
This is a messenger RNA of Solea senegalensis (Senegalese sole), 2026 nucleotides long. RefSeq lists its product as uncharacterized. Gene Ontology annotation, molecular function: arsenite methyltransferase activity. Lineage: Eukaryota; Metazoa; Chordata; Actinopteri; Pleuronectiformes; Soleidae. Gene Ontology annotation, cellular component: cytosol. Bases 146 to 1243 code for a protein of 365 amino acids. The transcript has 10 exons. Gene Ontology annotation, biological process: toxin metabolic process; arsonoacetate metabolic process. The record is from RefSeq and is a predicted model, not a curated record.